Molecule: messenger RNA, 6013 nt
Organism: Coccinella septempunctata (seven-spotted ladybird)
Lineage: Eukaryota; Metazoa; Arthropoda; Insecta; Coleoptera; Coccinellidae
Exons: 11
Coding region: 193-5958 (1921 amino acids)
Source: RefSeq, a predicted model, not a curated record
UUAAAUUGUUCUAUGGUCAGAUGUCAGGUUAAGUUAUUGUUGCCGAUUGAAAACGUUUUGCACGAAAAUGCAUAAACUAGUGUUUUCUGAGCGAUAAUGUAAAUACAAUAUCGUGCAUUAUUUAUUACUCUCAGAAAGAAAGGAACACAAUACCACAGUUCGAUUUUGGUUACAAUCUGAGAAAUAUUCAUUAUGGAGUCCCUUGAAGAUACCAAAGUUAUGAAGGAAAAAAUUAUCAAGACAGCUCAAGUUCUUGGAAUGUAUAUGGACAUCAGAAAUAAACAUGCUGAAUUGAAAAAGAAGCAUAACCAAUUGAACGAUGAAUUCUCUAUAUUAAAACUUGAAAACAAUAUGAAAUCAUUUCAAUAUGUGGAACAAUCGAAACAAGUAGAACACCUGAAAAUUGGGCACGAUAAGUUGACUAGCGAAUAUAACUCCUUGAAAUCCUCUUACGAUAAGCAAUUGAGUGACUUAGUGAGUCUACAAAUGAAAUAUCAGGUAGUUUGUAGAGACUUGAAAGAUCAUCAAAAUUCUGAAGAGAUUUAUCCAGUCGAACCUGAAAGAAAAAAGAAAGUGACCAAGAGACAGAAGUUGGUAAAAAAAUAUGAUGAUACAAGUGCUGAAGAUACUCCCGAUGAAAAACCUUUCAAAAGUAGCAGAGUUUUGAAUAACUCAAUCAACAAUGAAAUGAACAUAAAAAUUGAAAUUCUGGGAAAUGAGGAAAAUGUAAAAUAUCAAUCUUUGAAUAAUUCCCAAAUUAUUACAAAGACUGAAAAUUUCAAAUCCUCUGAUGAGUCUGAUCAAGAUUAUUUGCUAGAGCUGAAAAAGUGUAGAGAGGAGAAAUCUAUUCUCAUCAAAAAUUCGGAAGAAAGAGAAAUGAAUAUGCAUGCAGAAUGGCAAGAAAAGGAAAGAAAAUUGAAAGGUAAAAUUGAAGAAUUACAACUUCAUAUCGAAAAGGAGAAAAACAUUUUGCUUGAAAAUUUCAAGGUGAAGGAAAGUGAAAUGAAGAAAAAAUGGGAAGAAAAGGAGCAAAAACUCAAAACCAAAAUAGCAGAUUUGAAAAAAAAAAUCGGGGAAGAAAAAUCCGCACUCACCAGAAGUUUCGAGGAGAAGAUUUCAGGUAUGAAAAAAGAAUGGCAGGAAAAAGAACAAAUUUUCAAGUUAGAUUUAGAACUUAUGAAACAUAAAAAUCAGGAAGAAAUAUCGAUUUUGAAGGGGAAUUUCGAGAAAAAAGAGGCUAAUAUGAGGUUGGAAUGGCAGAAGAAUGAGAAUGAUUUGAAAAUUGAGAUUUCGAAUUUGAAGGAAAAACUCGAUUUCCUGGAACGAAGUGAAAAAUGCCAGAAAAACGUCACAAAUAUGACAGUUCAAAAUAGUCAGGAUAAAAAUAAUUCAAUGACUCCCUUGGUUUCUAUAUUUGAUGAUCAAUGUAUGGAUUAUAGCGAACAGAAAAAUACCUCCAGUGUUGAAGAACUGAAACAGGAUCCAAUUAAAACUUCAUGUUCGGAAGAUUCUGAGAAUGAUGAGAAUAUUUUGAAUAUAUUCCAAGAAAUGAGAAUGGUUAUGCUAUCCCCCAUUCCAGAAUCUCCAUUGCAACAAGAUCUUUUGCUUUCUGAAGAUGACGAUGAAACUCCUAUCCCAGAAACAGCUGAAUUAAGUAACAAAAACGAUUUAAAACUUGAUUUAUCAGAAGAACCCAAAGUAUCUGAUUGGAAAGACAGAUAUUUAGCAAACAGAAUAAAGAAAGAGAUUAAAUAUCACAGGUUAUCGACUAUCAAAAAGGCGAAACAGAAAUUUUGGCUAGAACUCAGCCAAACAUUCACCAAAAAUAAAAAAAGAGCUCAAAGUGCAAGGCAGACGAAAAAAGCCCCUAUAAGAAACAGCAGCACAUCAACGGAAAUAUCAGAAGCAACGGGCGGUUCCAAUACUAUAGUUAACGGUAUUGCAUCAGUUUUUGCUGAUCUCGUAACUCAAAAAAUGCAUAAUUCGAGGACCCGGGCUAGAGCCACAAGCGAGAGGAAUGUUCUUGAAGUUAACAAAAUGCUGUUGGAGAAGGCGAAGCAAGAGAACGAAACGAAAAAUCUGUAUAAAAACGAAAAACGAUAUUCUUCCGACGAUGAAGCGGUGUUAAGGCAGAAUAAAAGUGGGAUGGAUUAUGAGAAACAUGUUGAGAGUAAUAUUGGUGACGUUUCUUACGAGAGGCCCCAUGCGAAACAUUCUUCCGGUAUGGAGACGCCAAGUUUUGUCGAUUCUUGCUAUGAAAGUAUCAUAUCCAACUCGCCGAGUGUUCAAUCUUUAAUUGAGGAAACUAUGGUGGAAGAUAAGAAAGAGAAUAAACAACCGACAGACCUCAAUCAGGCAGAUAACGCGGGAAUGGACAGCAGUUUAGUUAACUUCACGAAGUCGACAGAAACUGCCGCUUCAACAUAUAGUUUGACGAAUCACUCAAAAACCGGGAAAGAAUUGCAAUUGGAGGAAACAACAGUUACAGAACAUUGUAAUGAUAACACGAGUGAAACUACUGCUACUGGGAAUUAUGAAAUUUGCUCUGCUGAUGUUGAAAUCAAUGUAAUCAAAGUUGUUUCUGAUGAUAACGUUGAAAUCGCAGAUAAUAAAAUGACAGAUGACUCUCCUGACCUUACAAGAAAUCCUUCUGUUCCUCAAGAGAGUUCAUUGAAAUUGCAAACCCCCACCAAAUUGCUAUUGGAUGAAGCAACAGUUUCAGAACAUUGUAAUUAUCACAUGAGUGAAACUACGACUACUAGGAAUAAUGAAACUUGCACUGCUUAUGUUGGGAAUGAUGCACCCAAAUAUAUUUCUGAAGAUAGGGCGGAAAUUGCAAAUUACAAAAUGACAGAUACUGGUCACAUGAGUGAAACUACUAUUACUAGGAUUUAUGAAAUUUGCACAGCCGAUGUUGAAAAUGUGGUACCCGAUGAUGACGCUGAAAAUGCAGAUGAUAAAAUGACAGAUGAUUCUCCUGACCUCACAAGAAAUUCAUCUUUUUCUCAAGGAACUUCAUUAGAAUUGCAAACUCCAACCAAAUUGGAGUUGGAUGAAACGAUAGUUACAGAACAUUAUAAUUAUCACAUGGGUGAAACUACGACUAUUAGGAAUGAUGAAACUUUCACUGCUGAUGUCGAAAAUGAUAUACCCAAAGAUAUUCCUGAAGAUAGCGAGGAAAUUACAGAUAAUAAAAUGACGGAUGCUGGUCAUAUGAGUGAAACUUCUUCUACUAGGAAUUAUGAAAAUUGCACUGGUGGUGAUGGAAAUGAUGUAACAAAAAAAAAUUCCGAAGAGAGCUUUGAAACUGCAGAUAAUGAAAUGAAAGAUGAUUCUCCUGACCUUACAAGAAAUUCGUCUAUUCCCCAAGAGAGUUCAUUGGAAUUGCAUUUGGACGAAAAAAUAGCUACAGGGCAUUGUGACGGACAUCUGAGUGAAACUGCUAUUACUAGAAAUUAUGAAACUUGCAUUGCUGAUGAUGAUGUACCCAAAGAUUCUUCUCAUGAUAGCAAUCAUGAAUUUCCAUUGGAUGAAACAACAGGAACAGAACAUUAUGAUGGUUACAUGAGUGAAACUUCAUCUACUACGAAUUAUGAAGCUUGCACUGCUGAUGUUGAAAAUGAUAUACCCGAAGAUUUUUCUGAUGAUAGCUUUGAAAUUGAGGAUAAUGAAAUGACAGAUGCUACGCCCGAACUUAAAAGAAAUUCUGUUUCCCUAGAGAGAUCAUUGACAUUCCAGAUCCCCACCAGAUUACAAUUGGAUGAAACAACAAAUAUAGAAUAUUGUGAUGAUCACAUGAGUGAAACUACUACAACUACAAAUUAUGAAACUUUCACUUCUGAUAUUAAAGAAGCCAAAGAUUUUUCUGAUGAUAGCUUUGAAAUUGCAGAUAAUAAAAUGACGGAAGAUUCUACUGACCUCACAAGGAAUUCAUCUGUUCCUCAAGAGAGUUCAUUGAAAUUGCCAACCCUCACAGUUACAGAAAAUUGUGACGGUCGCAUUGGUGAAACUACCACUUCUAUGAAUUAUGAAAUUAUCACUACUGAUGUUGAAAAUGAUGUAACCAAAGAUUUUUCCGAUGAUAGCUUCGAAAUUGCAGAUAAUAAAGUGACAGAAGAUUCCCCUGUCCUUAAAAGAAAUUCAUCUGUUGCUCAAGAAGAGAGUUCAUCGAAAUUACCAACUCCCACCAAAGGUACAAAGAGGAAACGACCUCAGAAAGGAACACUCAUGGCUAAAUCAAUAAAGAUUUAUAACCUCAGAAGUUCUGUUACUAAGGGAAAUCAAAUGAGGGAAAUAGAAGCGUCUGGUCCAAGCAACACUGAGACAAAUAAUUCGGCAGUAACCAAUCAGGAAAAAUUGAAAAAAAGUCCUGGAGCUACCAGAGCUAAACGAAGAAGACUGUCUUCUCCUUUGAAAAGUGCAGAAAUCGGUAACAGGAGUUCUCAGAUGCCACCGGAAACUUUGAACAACUCUAUUUCACUUAGUGUCAACAACAAAAUAGAACUAUCUCCUUCAAAAAGAAAAAAGUCAAUUACAGUAGAACCUCCAUUAAAACAGAAGCCUGUGAAGUUGAAAAAAGGACCGAUUUGUACAGCUGAGGCAGAACCUACAAUUUCGAGUGUUCAGCAAAGUCAAAAAUUAGAGAGGCCUUCAACUUCUUCAAAUCCCAAUAAUGAAUCGAAUAGAUAUUCGCAAGAAGGAAAAAAAAUGUUGGCCUCUAGUCUAGAUCGAUCAAAAAUCAAUAUAAUUCAAGAUAUACUUCUGAAACCAAAAAAUAAAUCUACGGGAAACACCGAAAGAAAAACGAGUGGAUUCAAGAGGCCACUGGCUACAAAAAUUUUACCGCUUUGUCCUCAGUCUCCGCCAUUGGUAGAAGGGGAAGUCACAAACUAUGUAGAACCAGUAAUCAUACCUUUGGACAAGCCUAAAGUAUUAGAAUCAAGUAAAGCUGCAGCACUCUUCAGAAAACUGAUAACUUAUUCCACCGAGGAGAAAACAGUUGAGGAGGUAGCAAGGCAUUUCAGUAACCAAGAACCGGCAUAUAUUUCUAGAUUAAUCCUUCAACAAAUUAUUCAGGACAAGGAAAAACCAGAUGCGAAAGUUCCUCGAGCUCCAUUGAUGACUCAUACGCAACGAGUUAUGUUUGGGCUUAUGCUGAGGCUGGAGAAAAUGAACGUUUCUGGCCUUAUUAAUACCUACCUUGAGACCUCUGAACUGUACCUGAUCAACACAAAAGUGCUCGCGCAAAUCGAACCUUUAACAAGGUUAAAUGUUGCCAUCUGUAAAUCGCAUGGAUACAUCGAGAGGAUGCGUAAAUUUUGUUUAGAAGCUUUCUACUUUAUGGGUGACUUGGCCAUACCAUUCUUCUUCACGGUGUUAACUUCUUGGAUUGAAGUGCUGCCACCUGCUGCAGAAUCGGAAGGUUUUCCCUUGGUGAAGGUUUUGGUACAAUUGGUUCAUUUGAAAACUUGCAAUAGGCCUGGUUAUAAUCUGCUACCACUUAGGGAUCUCUUGCACAAAUUUUAUGAAUAUCCCAAUGAACCUUGGAACUCGGAAACUUUCUUCAAAGAGCUAUUCAACAAUUAUUUGAAGAAUCCUGUUGCACCUGCAGAUUUCCCAAUUUUGCUCUACUUCAAAAACAAUGACUGUAAAUGGGUCUUCCAAAAAAUAAAUAGUCUUAUAAAACCCAUUCUGUCAAAUGUGAAUGUUAAUUUCAAAGCAACAUUGAUUGUUCUCAUCGGUAACAUAAUGAGUCAGUUUCCGAAGAGAUCAAAUUUGGAAUAUAUAGAGUCUGCCAGAGAAUGGUUGGAGAGUAUCGAUCAAGAACAAGAUGUACCAGAAGUUGUAAAGAAAAGUAUAUCGUAUGCAUUGAUGAAACUUCCAAGAACUGGUAAAAGAAAAAUUACUCAAAGUCAAGAGAAACAACAUGUACAAAAUGUAGAUAAGCCAAAUAUGUAAAUAUGUAUAUUUUUAUUUUCUUGUUUUUAUAAAAGAAUAAAUUUUUUUUAUGGAU